Bicyclus anynana (squinting bush brown) is the source of this 921-nucleotide messenger RNA. RefSeq lists its product as uncharacterized. The record is from RefSeq and is a predicted model, not a curated record. The coding region runs from base 123 to 758 and encodes 211 amino acids. Lineage: Eukaryota; Metazoa; Arthropoda; Insecta; Lepidoptera; Nymphalidae. The transcript has 3 exons.
UAUAUAAACAGGUGGUUCAGGUUUUACAAGUGAUGAUGUAUUGUGCUGCGGUGAACACCCAUUCAUAUAAGAAGUAGAAGCUUUAUAAUCAUUCAAUCAUUGCUAACUCUACUCCGGCAGUGAUGAACGCAAACAUGAAUCACAUUCUAAAGAUCUUAUAUUUUUUAACACUAUCAGCGGCAAUAUCGGGAAAGGCUUCGCGCGGUCGGAACACUGUAGAAGAUGAUUACCAACGUUAUGCCUAUAAUAAUAUCCAAGCAAUCGACACAUCACCUAAUGCAGACAAAGAACAAUUCGGAUACAGAGAAGACCAACUGAACGGUGCCUACACACCUUUGUUGGAACCGCACGGAAACUUAAAAGUAGUGGAGUAUUCUUCAGACGAUUUCAGCAACGGAUUCAACGCGAUUGUACAAAAAUUAGCAGCGAGUUUAACAGAACCUUCGCCUCUAUUCGGACCUCUACCACUGCCUCUGCCGCCGGUUAACCCUUUAAUAAACCCACUGAAUUACGGAUUCGGAACAACGGCUACGCCUGUAGAACAACACGUCACGGUCACUGGUCGCAGUAUCCCUUGGGAUUCGAAAACGCAUUCGUUCGGCGGAUGGGUACCUCUCAAGGGACCCAUACGCAAAGCGCCGCAAGCAAAGAUUAUCACCAGAAAGUACGUGAACGGACAACUGUAUCGAGUAAAGUCUAGACCCAUCUCGUUGGUAGGCAAAACAAUCAUCAUCAAAAGGAAGCCCGAUUUAGAUUAAGAACCAGAUGCCAUAUUAUUUAGAUUUAGGAUUUUAGGAAAUACGUAACUCUCUAGUCUUUAAAUAUUUGUAAAUAGCCUAUUUUAUUUAGAAUGUGAUUAGCUAUUUAUAAGUGAAAUUUUGUUGCUAUUAAUUAAAUGAUAGUGACAACAAAAACGAUAAA